GAGAUGACCCCGGCGCCAUUGUGGCACAACUCGGUCGUCCGCCUUCUCCUGCUCGGUACGCUGGACGACGGAAGCUCGCUGCGUAGACUGCGAGGCCAAACCGAUGUUCUCAAGGCCAUCGUCGACCAUCUCCGGGCGAUCUGGCGGGCGCAACUCAAGACCGACCAGCGCGGCUACGUCCAACUUGGCGAUGCCAUUAUAUCUUUUCACACGCCGCGCGAGACGCCGAUCCCAAACGUCCCUCAACGCAUUACGUUUCCACCGCCGCUCACGCACAUUGUCGAUAGCGAGACGCAGCCUCAGCCCUUCCAGGUCAACAUGAUGCCCUUCAUCAUUGGUCGAGCCGAGACGACACUGCCACCCGAGUGUCGGCGCUAUGCACCGCUGCUCAACCGAUGUCGCUACCACGACGAGUACGGUCAAGUAGGAUACCUCACGAUCCACGAAGGCAUCGUCGAGGCCGACACCUCCCAACGUCGCCCGGGACUCCACGUCGAAGCGCCGUCCGCUGCCAAGCUCCAGCGCUUUCUGGGCGCUGGCGAAGCGCACCACGAACGCUGGACCUCAACAUCCAAAUCUACGUACCUCUUUGUGCCGCACCCGGCGCUCGUGUAUCGCACAACACUUGUCGUGCACCCUGGCGAGCGCAUUUACUGUCCUACGUGGCAGAGUAUGGUCGAGAUCGUCAUGUGGGAAACGACGCUCCGAAACCGGACACUUGUGCACCAUGUGCGCCAAAAGAUCUCGGACAAAAUGGCCGCAAUCAAUAUGGGGCGGCUCGCGUUCUCCGUGUUCGGCACAGAAUAUCUCGUGAGCGCCGCCGAGACGGUCGCCGAUAUGCUGCUCGACGGCGUCAUGGACAAGGUCAUCCACAACAUUCUUGAGGCUGCAAUCGACCUUGUCAUUGGCGAGUUGGCUGCGACGGUGGACGGUGCACUUGCGGCGCGGGAAAACGCGGCGCUUCGCCACGCCCGCGCAGAGGCCCGUGGGACAAGGUUGACAUGGAAGAGGAUUCGCUUUACGAUGGAUUUGCUUGUCGAGCAGCGUCAAUUCAAGAUCGAGCGCGAUGCCACCAAUAGACUUGCUGUCGAUGACGCGGGCUUUUCGUAG
This is a messenger RNA of Saprolegnia diclina VS20, 1110 nucleotides long. RefSeq lists its product as hypothetical. NCBI's taxonomy places the organism in Eukaryota, Oomycota, Saprolegniomycetes, Saprolegniales, Saprolegniaceae. The transcript has 2 exons. The coding region runs from base 4 to 1110 and encodes 368 amino acids. The record is from RefSeq and is a predicted model, not a curated record.